Messenger RNA from Neoarthrinium moseri, 1731 nucleotides. RefSeq lists its product as uncharacterized. Bases 1 to 1731 code for a protein of 576 amino acids. The transcript is spliced from 3 exons. NCBI's taxonomy places the organism in Eukaryota, Fungi, Ascomycota, Sordariomycetes, Amphisphaeriales, Apiosporaceae. The record is from RefSeq and is a predicted model, not a curated record.
AUGGGCUUGCAUCAUCCCCGAGCCUCUGCCCCUCACCACGUCUACCUGCAUCAUUGCGACCACCUACUGCACUACCUGUGGACGAGCAUAUUCCUCCUCAGCGUUCUAGCGGGGCUGCAGUACAUCACCAACGGUACUCCAGCAUCACUAGCAGCGACUCAGACCUCGAUAACGGUUUCGCUUCUGGUAAUCUGCGCAUUCUGUUUGAGCAGCUUGAGGUCCCUGCGGCCUCCCUCGCAGAAUCUCACGCCAUUUCUCCAACCUCAUCUCUGCGUUUACCCUGGUGACGCCGGCCGUAAUCAUCGGCGUCAAGUCACUGGAGCCUUAUCGGUCGCGGCAAUCUCACCCCGAGUGUUUCUCUAUCAGAUUUGGGAUCCUAAGGAUUCCCUUAGACAACGCACCACGGCUGAGAAGUCGAUCAUGAGAGAAAGUAUCGAGUCUACGCAGUCCGACGGAGGAGGGGGAGCGGGCUUUGAAGCUCAAGCGCAGCUUCUAUAUGACGAUUCUAGCGAUGUCGCCAUGUCAGGAGCCGAUAUCGUGUUGGCCACACCACAUCAGGUGAUUGAUGACGGCUUUGUGGCGCCAUCCGGGCCUCUACAGGCAGAUGCCUCCUAUCCCAAUACUCGUUCGCAGGCGAGACGCCAGAGUCUCAAAAAUGCCGUAGUGCGGCCCACGCCAUUUCUUUCCCGGCUACAGACUGCUUCGACUGCGCCCACAGUGGCAAAUUCUGGUUCGCGGCUUGAAGACGCCAGAGAUAUACGGUAUGCGGGAGAAGAUGAGGACCAGGAUGAAGAGACUACGGGAAGUUCGACUGGGGGGGCUGUCGGGGGCCUGUCGUUGGUUCCGGAUUCAGAUUUGCGCCAGCUUGGAGCUAGACGACGGUCUCCUAAGAUCAAACCCCCCAAAACGGCGCUUUCAAGCGGUAUUUCGUCAAGGAAACCACGCUUCAGUCGGCCCAAGGUGCAAAGGCAGCCAGGAUAUCCUCCAAGACGCUCAGCCCGGCUCGCGAGGGCUUGCACCGAGUUCCCCAAGUAUUCUGCCCUUCCCGAUGAGUUGAAGAUCCUGAUCUGGCAUCAUGCUGUUACUCCUCGCCUGGUCUACAUACGCAACAGGGUUGCGCCAGCUUGGACCCCUAGCAUCCAGACCCGGCGGCCAAAAUGGUUCAUGGCGGACGGAAUCUCUCAGGAAGCAGCCAGAGAGGCUUACCAGAAGAUGUUUGCCGUCACCAGCCCCUUCGCCGGCGGCUCCAACACGCUGACGCGCCAAGACGUCAACCCCAACACUGAUAUCAUCAUACUAGAGCCAUGCUGUAAUGGCUGCCGAGGGCGCUACUGCGCCUCUAUUCAGUUCUCCGAGGACGAUCGGCGCGCUGUCCGUUUCCUAGCCGUGCAAACCGACUCUCCCAAUCUGGCGCCGCAAGCUAAACCAUGUUGGGAGACGAUCACCUCGGCUUUCUGCAACACUGAAACCCUUUAUCUGAUGAAAACUGCUCUGAAGGGAGAUCAACAGGGUGAUAAGGCACUGAUCCGGAUUCGGGAGGGCGAUCGUGAGGUCUCUCUUCGGAAAGGCUUUGACGAGUGGAAGAAGGGUGCCGGCAAGGACAAAGCAUUGACGAAGCUCGAGUUUGUGGUCGUCACUAAUAGUGAUCACGAGACGGAGAAGGUGGCAGACCGUUACAAGGACGUCGAAGAGCGGAAGACGGGCCUGCCGGAAGACAUCAUUAUCGGAUAA